This is a messenger RNA of Aspergillus steynii IBT 23096, 1218 nucleotides long. RefSeq lists its product as uncharacterized. Lineage: Eukaryota; Fungi; Ascomycota; Eurotiomycetes; Eurotiales; Aspergillaceae. The record is from RefSeq and is a predicted model, not a curated record. The transcript has a single exon. The coding region runs from base 166 to 1119 and encodes 317 amino acids.
CCAGCCUGGAACAUGCGACCGAUAAUGAGGGCAUGAUCAAGCCGUUCAGGAACCAAAAGUAUUCCAAGGAGAGAAUCGAAAUUUGUUGCUGGCAGACUUUGGUAAGAAACCCCUGAUGAACAAAGGUAGAUCGGCUCGCUGACAGCUAUUUAGGAGGCUGUUAUCAUGCGUCAGAAGGGAGGUCCACUUCUGGCAGCCUAUGAUACCACAGGCAAGGCCGAGAGCGAGACGCUCAAUUUUGCUCAACGAAUGACUCGCAUUAUCGAGUGCUUUUAUAGACACAAGACCGUCUGCAAGCACAUUCUUGACCCUCUCUAUGUGUACAACCUGGUCGACAACCCCACGGCGGCUGAGAGACGCGUUGAAAGCAACAAGCUGCUGAAUCGACGCAAGAGUCAAAUCAUGACGGCCGGCAAAGAAGCUAUGCGUAUUGGACAACGCAACGAGCCUUCCACUCCCACCCCCACCCCCAAAACGGCUCGCAGGACGGUCGCUCAGAAGGCUCCCAGAACGGUUGGUAGCAAAGCAGUUGCCCGCAAGACGCCCAGAACCACAACCGCCAGCAAGGCCAAGAGAUGCGCAGUCAGUCCUACUCAUUCUGACACCUCAAAGAGUUCAGCGGAGCAUGACAGAAUCUUUACCCCCUCGAGCACUCCUGAACCCACCGGAAGUGAAGCUGACGCGAGCCCCCAGAGCCUGGUUGCUUCGGUGCCUUGUAGCGCUUCCAUGCUCGUCCCUCAGGCAACGUCUUACUACCCCCAGCAAAUGGUGAGUAGAGAGCCUGCGUACCACUUCGACCCCAUCGUGGCCUACGCUGCUCACAAUAAGAGUUAUCCGCAGGCUUACAUGUCGAAUGUGCAUUCCCAUCGCAUGACCGGCCCGACCUCCUAUUCCCUGCCCGCUCAGGGUUUCAUGUCUAGCCAUCCGGCGUCAUAUUAUGCCACUGGUUCCAUGACCGAUUUGCAUGUUAACUCAAGCCCCGUCACUGGAGGCACAGCUUGUCAGAAUCAGGUGGCAACUCCGACAAAAGCUAGUCGAAAAAGGCCCAGUAUCAAAAUCACCGAUGAAAUGGGACAGCCUUCGUCCGCGGAGAAGAAAAAGCGCCAGCGAGCUUCUUAAGUGGUGUGCUUGGGAAUGGCCCGGCUAUCGGUUUCUUUUUCCUCUUUUCCCUUUUUCGUUUUAUUUAUUCCCGGUUUUAAUAUCGUUUUUUGAUCUUGU